Messenger RNA from Mauremys mutica (yellowpond turtle), 1010 nucleotides. RefSeq names its product ecto-ADP-ribosyltransferase 5-like. Gene Ontology annotation, molecular function: NAD+ poly-ADP-ribosyltransferase activity; NAD+-protein-arginine ADP-ribosyltransferase activity. The coding region runs from base 1 to 894 and encodes 297 amino acids. NCBI's taxonomy places the organism in Eukaryota, Metazoa, Chordata, Testudines, Geoemydidae. The record is from RefSeq and is a predicted model, not a curated record. The transcript has 4 exons.
AUGAUGAAGUCUUUGCUGAUCCCCUUGACAUACUUCUGUCUUCAAACCUGGCUGGGAAUCCCUCAGGCAAAAUGUCAGGUGCAGCUGAGCAUGAUGGAUGAUGCUUUUGACGACCAGUAUCUAGGAUGUACUAAAGAAAUGGAGAAAAAAGCACAUGAACUGCUAAAGGAGGAAAUGUCCCCACCAUUUAGCAUGGUGUGGGAAAAUGCAACAAAAAAAUGGGAAGAUGUGAAAAUUACUUCUCCCCUCAGGGAUUAUGAUAAGUAUGGAAUAGCCCUCAUAGCCUAUACUGACCCCACCAGGGUAGACAACGACAAAGUUUUUUCAACUAUAUUUAAUGAAGCAGUAAACAGGUCUUGGAAAUCUCGAGAUGAUUACAUGAAGCAUUUCCCCUUCAAAGCCUUUCAUUAUUAUUUGACAAGAGCUUUACAGGUCUUACGGGAGGGGUGCAAUGUGGUGUACCGGGGGGAUCCUAAAAGUUUUGAGUACAAGGGGGGUAACAUCAGGUUUGGACGCUUUGCCUCUUCAUCUAUUAAUGAAAGAGUGGCUGAGGAGUUUAGCAAAGGGGGCACAGUCUUCACCAUCCACACGUGCUUCGGCGUGAAGAUACAGGCCCUGUCGUACAAUCCUGACCAAGAAGAAGUGUUAAUCCCAGUCCAUGAGAUAUUCAGUGUGUCCCGCAAAGGGAACAACCGCUUUGACCUCUGGAGCACAAAACAGACCUGCAGGCAUUUUAACUGCACAGAGCUGGGCGGAGAGAAGAUCGAAACAUGUGUUUACAACUCUGCUACCAGAAGAGGCCUGGUCUUCCCCGGUGUUCUGAGCCCAUCACUGUUUGGAGGAUCCCUCAUCCUGGUCCACGUUGCUGCUCUGAAGCUGUUUGCUGGUUUCUAAAUUGUCCUAUUUGUGUUGCUCACUUUUUCUCUCUAACACAAAUCAUGGCGAUGGGACUUGCCAGAUACAAAGUCGUCCUGCUAUUCUGCCAGCGUUCCAAAGGGAAACCAGGAACA